Tripterygium wilfordii is the source of this 830-nucleotide messenger RNA. RefSeq names its product protein PYRICULARIA ORYZAE RESISTANCE 21-like. Gene Ontology annotation, molecular function: metal ion binding. NCBI's taxonomy places the organism in Eukaryota, Viridiplantae, Streptophyta, Magnoliopsida, Celastrales, Celastraceae. The record is from RefSeq and is a predicted model, not a curated record. The transcript has 3 exons. The coding region runs from base 103 to 678 and encodes 191 amino acids.
CAGCUUUUACUUUCUUGUCUCUCUGUCAGCUUCUUCAUACCUGGCUGCUACCAUCACUCUCCUUCUAGCCUAGCUACCUGGUGCUUCAGAUCCAUCGCAGCCAUGGGUGAGACAAAGGUCACAAUAAUGGUGAUAAAGGUGGAUCUUCAAUGCGAAAAGUGCUACAAGAAGAUCAAGAGAGUGCUCUGCAAAUUCCCUCAAAUUCGAGACCAGAUAUACGAUGAGAAGAAUAACACAGUGACAAUCAAGGUGGUAUGUUGUAGCCCUGAGAAGAUCAAAAUGAAGAUUCGCUGCAAAGGAGGUGACUCUGUCAAAGGCAUUGAGAUUGUUCCCGAGAAGAAACCUGAAAAGCCCAAAGAACCAGAGAAGCCCAAACCAGCACCACCACCACCAGAGAGGCCCACAUCACCACCACCACCGAGGCCCAUAGUAGCAGAGAGGCCCAAAGCAGCAGAGAAGGCGCCUCAGCCGGUACCACCGGUAGCGGCUUUCCCAAUUGGGGUGUGUUGUGUGGAGUGUUAUGGAGGAAGAGGCGGUGGGCCGUGCUACGAGGGAUAUGGAUAUCCGCCGCGGGUUUAUGAUGGGUAUCAUGGAACACCAGUUUAUGACAGCUGGGGCGGAGGUGGCUAUCCCGUCAGCAGAUGUGGAGAAAAUUCGUCCAUCUGCUCAAUCAUGUGAACACAACACCACACCCCGUCAGCCAGUCUUUGUGUUUUGGGUUAUUUUUCAAUAAAUAUGAAUGGGGGGCUUAGGAUAUUGUUAAGACUUAAGACGGGAUUGAUAAUACGAGAGAAUAAUAAAGAUUUUGCAUGAUAUUAUUAUGACCAAAA